Trematomus bernacchii (emerald rockcod) is the source of this 2709-nucleotide messenger RNA. Its product is annotated as zinc finger BED domain-containing protein 1-like. Gene Ontology annotation, molecular function: protein dimerization activity; DNA binding. The record is from RefSeq and is a predicted model, not a curated record. The coding region runs from base 139 to 2181 and encodes 680 amino acids. Lineage: Eukaryota; Metazoa; Chordata; Actinopteri; Perciformes; Nototheniidae. The transcript has 2 exons.
GUCAGUGCUGCUGCCUCUGCUGCGGCUCUAUCUGUGCGGAGUUAAAGUCCUCAUCUAUCAGAUGUUCAACAAGUCUUUUACACUACCAGGUGCUCAGUAAGUGAAGGCAUCCCAGUGGAUUGCUAACCAAAGGAACCCAUGGAGGGUAAAAGUUCAGGACCUUCAUGCUCUGGCCUCAAUCUGGUAGCACACCCACGGGCAAAAAGCAAAGUCUGGAAAUACUUUGGCUUCGACACAGAUGCAGAUGGCUGCAUUCUGCACUGGAAACGAAUAUACUGUCGAGUAUGUAUGAGUCAAAUUGCUUACUCUGGAAACACGUCCAAUCUUUCGUACCACCUUGAGAAGAACCACCCUGUGGAGUUCAGUGAGUUUGUGAAGAGCAACACGGAUCAGAUGCGCGAGGCGUUUGCCACAGCAUUCUCCAGGAUAAAGACCGAGCCUACAGGAACACACGUUCAGCAACCAUCCCAGGACACCAACCUAAGGCAGAACUUAAACUAUGAAAACAGACGGCAUAAUGAUCUGACAAUAGCUGUCAUCAACUUCAUCUGCGAGGGGUUGUACCCUGUAUCUGUAGUGGAAGAGCCUACUUUCAAGACCUUGAUGAGCACCGUCGAUCCUGGAUACUCCCCACCGAGCAAGAGCAACCUGGCACUGAAGAUGCUUCCUCAGAUGUACUGCCGAACCCGGGACAUGGUGUUUAAUGAGCUUGCUGGGGUUCUGAAUUGUGGGGUCACUACAGACCUCUGGCAAAGCCAAACCCAGAACAGGACAUACAUUUCCCUCUCAAUGCAUUCAGUUAAUCACAACAGUGCAACUGGUUUCUCCAUGACCAACAAGUGCCUUAAAACGUUUGAAGUGCAAGACGACAACACAGCUGAGAACAUCACCAGAGCGAUGUAUGAAACUUUUGUUGAAUGGGGGAUAACUCAUAAAGUCAUUGGGGCCACCACAAAUGGUUCUGUGGACAUAGUGAAAGCAUGCUCUCUCCUGGAGCUGUCAGUAGAAAUGCCUUGCCUUGGACACACCGUCAAUCGCGCCAUGAAUGAAGCGCUCCAGCUGCCGCGAGUCGACAGCUUUUUGGGAAGUUGCCGCAAACUUGUUGAUCACUUUAGAGAACCGACAAUCUACCUGCUGAGGGAGAAACAGAAGCAGCAUGGCCUCGCUCAGUGCCCACUCAUCACAGACAGGGGCAGGUCUUGGUUGGCCACGUUGGCGAUGCUACAAAGACUGAAGGAGCAACAGGUGGCUGUAACCGCAACACUGAUCGAGGGCUCCAGCAGCCAUCAUUUCAGCUUCGAUGGCCCUGACUGGACCUUUUUAGAGGGCUUGGUUGAAGUGCUCCAGCCUUUUAAAGUAGUGGCAAAUAUGUUCACUUCCUGCAGGUACCCAACCAUUAGCAUGGUCAGGCCGGUGCUUCAUAUGUUGUUGAACACCACCCUUAAGGUCAAUGAAGGGGACCUCAAAGAGAUCGGCAUGGCCAAAGAAGUCAUAGCAAAGGUCCUAUCAAGCACUUAUUCACAAAACACACAACUGUCACAAGAAAUCUCAACGUUCCUCAACAUCGCUACGUUCCUGGAUCCCCGGUACAAAAAGCUUCCUUUCCUGUCCACACAGGAGCGCUCCAAGGUGGAGAGUAACAUCAUAGAGGAGGCGAAAGCCAUCCUCGAGAAGCAGAUUGGAGAGCGACCAUGCGUUGAAGAUUUCUCCGUGGUGUCUGACGAGCCACCGAGCAAAAAGCCUCACAGAGAGUCCGCCGGCAGCGCAACCCAAGAGAACCCUUUGGCCGCCAUUUUCUGUCAGUCCGAUGCAGACCAGAGCCAGGAGGAGCUGCACGCACAGGUGGUGGAGGAGCUGAGCAACUACAAAUCACAGAGAGUCCUGGGUCUGAAUGAAGACCCUCUGCUGUGGUGGUCCAGCCAUGCUCUCUUGUUCCCCACCCUCCCCAAGGUGCUCCAGAAGUACUGGUGUGUUCCCGCCACCAGUGUGCCAUGCCACCGGCUGCUGAGCUCCUCUGGGACUGUUCUGUGUGGGAAGAGGAACCGCAUAGCUCCAGCUUUAGUGGAUCACCAGGUCUUCCUGUACGAGAACUCGCGGAGCUACUAUGAGCCUGAACCUUGUGAGGAUGACUUGGACAAUGUUUGGGAUGGAAACUGUAGUCUCGGUCCGCCGGUGGAAUGACUGUUUGCUAAAGAGUGCUGAUGACUCCCUGCACACUAUUAAUAUACUGUGGGGAAAUGCCUUGUUGCAUAUCUUUUAAAAGUUUCAGAUAAGAAGAUUGUUAUCACUUCAAUGUCUGUGGAUGAAUCCUAAUGGCUUAAGUAAUCUGCUUUUCAUCUCCUGCUGUCAUCAGAUCAAAGUUCUCAUUUCCCACAUUAUUUUGUAUAUUACCAAAUACCUAAAUUAUCUAUUAAAAUAACUUAUUUUGGAUUUUACUAAGUCUGUACAGAAAAUGUAGUUAACUGAAAUAAACAGCAGAAGCAGCUGGGAUAUCUUGAUUAUUAUGUAAUCAAUUAGAAAUAUUAAAAAAAGAAUUAGGCUCUUUGACUGAACUUUGUAUAAUUUGGGGUGGAUUUUGUACUGUGUAUAUAAAUAUUGCAAACCCUAUCAAUGGCAGAGUUUUAAAAAUGACUUGCUUUGCAGAACACUGGCACUUUUAUGAUGUGAAGGAAAUGUUAAAAAAAGUAAAGAUUUUGUUUUCAAAAUGUG